CAUAAAAAAUUGUUUAUGAAACAUCGAACAUGUGGAAGGGGAGAUAUUAAGAAAUGGCCAGUUUCAAAGGAGGAUGCUUCUCUUUUACAUGAGGGAGGAGAUUUUCUUUCAAAUACAGAGGAUGAUUUUCUUUCGAAGGAGGCGGGGAAUUUUCUUUCAAAGGAGUUGGAGGAUUUUCUUUGGAAGUGUGACGUGCAUGUGGAUAAAAAACUGUCACAGUUUUGCCAUGACCACAGUCAGCUGUGCUGCUCUGAUUGUGUUGUAAAAAUUCACAGCCAGUGCAGUAAAGUGACCCUGAUUUCGGAGCUGACCAACUCCCAGCCCACAGACCUACAGGGACUGUCAGUGGAGCUGGAAACUGUCAUGGGGGGAAUCAAAAGCCUACAGAUAAAUCAGGAGGCCAGUGUUCAGUCAUUGCAGAGAACAUACAAGGAACAUGGGGCAGUCAUGAUAGAACAAUUGCAUGGAAAUUUAAAUACUUAUAUAGAUAAGUGUUGUAAUAGUUCUGUGGGUACAUCGGACAAAAAUUUAAAAGAAGAAAUGUGUUGGAGUGUUCUUUCUAUCUUGAAUGAAUUUGAUAGUAUUACUGUGAAGGAACUAAAUGAGAUAAAAGAUGAAGUUAUAAGCAUAAAAGGAUCAGUUACAAGUUCUAUUCAUAAAUGCACCAGUCUUCACAGUGACUUGUUACAAUUACUUCAAAUCGUUCAGAAAAUUGGAGAUAAUAAGGAGCUCUGCCUUAUAGCCAGCAUAAAAUGUAAACAUAUCAUACAGCAGGCAUUGACUCUGCUUGGAAAGUCAGGCAAGGUGUUUAAGGUCCAGGGGAAGUCUGAGCACAAUGUGAGAAUAACAAGUGAUUCAAACACAUGCUGGAUCCAAGCUAUAUGUGCUCUCCCAGAUGGGCAGGUCCUGGUUGCAGACUACAAUAAUAAUAAAGUCAAGCUGCUGAACCAGCAGUACCAGGUGGUGAGUCACUUGGAUGUGAAUGCUUGGCCAGUUGACAUUUGUUUGAUCACACCCAGUGAGGUUGCAGUGGCUGUGACAAAUGAGAAAAAGAUCAACAUAAAUGAAGUCCAGUUUAUCACUGUCAACCAGGGAAAGCUUGUUCCUGGCAGGAAGUUUCAGUUACAACAUAAAUGUAGAGGUAUUGCCCAUCUACAUGGAGACCUUUUUGUCACCUCUGGUACUGCUCUGUACAAAUACAUACUGAAUGGCAAACAGCACUGCAGACUCUAUGAAGAUAGGUCAUCUGUUAAUACAGGCUGUACAUCAUCAGCAGCUACUGGCACAGCAAGCUUCUCACCCUGGCCAGGGAUGGCACACUCCUGGCUACAUUGA
Molecule: messenger RNA, 1335 nt
Organism: Dreissena polymorpha
Lineage: Eukaryota; Metazoa; Mollusca; Bivalvia; Myida; Dreissenidae
Exons: 3
Coding region: 16-1335 (439 amino acids)
Molecular function (GO): protein binding
Source: RefSeq, a predicted model, not a curated record